AAGCGUCUUUUAUUUUUUAGCUGUUACGACGGAGUUUGUUACUUGCAGAUUCUCUUUGUAGUUAGUAUUGUCGCUGGUAUCAUGUAUUAAAGUAUGAACCGCCUUGGAAUGUUAUCAGAAUUCUAAUGCUCUGAAGUAGUGUUUCCCGAAAAACCUUUAAAAAAGUCAACGGAACUCCCGCCUCCGAAAGCAAGACCUUCAAAAACGAGAUUAUGAUUUCUUAUUUUUAGCUGUAUAUGCUGUUUGUUGAAGCUUGUGACGUAUUGCAUCUAUCACAAAAUCUGUGGAUGUUCAGGGUUUUGUUAUCCGUAUCUUUGCUCCUGAGGAAAAUUAUCAUAGUAAUGUUCAAGGUCGUGGAUGAGGUGAUGUAAAAGAAGCCCGGGACAUGGAAUGUGAAGAGCAUGGAUAAUGAGCAGCCACAUCAAGAGCAUGUGAAAUGCGUGGUGGUAGGCGACACUGCAGUGGGAAAGACCCGACUGAUUUGUGCCCGGGCGUGCAAUGCCCGACUCACCCUCAGCCAGUUGCUCACCACACACAUACCUACAGUGUGGGCUAUCGACCAGUAUCGAAUUUAUAAAGAGGUACUUGAACGUUCAUGUGAAGUUGUUGAUGGAGUAAAUGUGUCACUUAGAUUAUGGGACACAUUUGGAGAUCAUGAUAAAGACAGGAGAUUUGCAUAUGGAAGGUCAGAUGUGGUGCUUCUUUGCUUUUCAAUUGCAAAUCCAAUGUCAUUACGGAAUUGUAAAGUGAUAUGGUAUCCUGAAAUUCGAAGGUUUUGUCCUAGCACUCCAAUUGUUCUGGUGGGCUGCAAAAAUGACUUACGAUAUAUGUAUAGAGAUGAACAAUUCCUCAGCCUGUGUCGUGAUCGCAGUCCAUUUUUUAGGGGCAAUCAUCCUUGUGUGUCAAGCAGAUUUCCAGAAUUUGGAAGACCUUUGAGAGAAAGUGACAUAUUGUCACCAGAACAAGGAAGAUCUGUUGCAAAAGAAAUUGGAGCUCCAUAUUAUGAAACUAGUGUAUUGACUCAUUUUGGUGUAAAUGAGGUUUUUGAAAAUGUUAUUCGUGCAGCAUUGCUUGCUAGAAGACAACAGCGUUUCUGGAUGACAAAUCUGAAGCAUGUGCAACGUCCCCUGUUGCAAGUUCCAUUCUGUCCACCUGAACCCAGGCCUCCAGAAGUCAUUGUGCCACCUCCACAGUUUGAAGAUGAUAUGUUAUCUUUACUUAAUAGCCAAACUUACACAGAUGUUAUUUUUCUCACUGGAAAAGUGGGUUUUGCCGCCCAUAAAUCAGUUUUGUCCGCUGUUUGCAACUCUCUUUACAAGUUGUUCACCCUUGAUCUGUCUUCAGAUGCAACUCUUGGGGGACGAAGUGCCAGUGAUUCCAGUGUAGUUAGUUCAUCAGAUAGUUCUGUGGGAAAUUUUAAUACAGACACUGAACAGUUAUUGACAGAGAGCCCACAUUCUGUAAUCACCUGUGCCUCUUUCUGUUUAUCUCGAAGUCACCAUAAUGCAAACCAGAACAGUACUGGUGAAUCUCACCAUCACGGUGCUGUGCGUAGACGUUCUAGCUGCCAGAUUCAUCCAGAAUCUGCAGCUCAUGCAUCUGCUUGUGUAACUACAGGAAUUCGAAGAAUCCUUGAUCAUCGAGCAUUUCAGUGCAUAAGUAUUGAACGAUGCGAAGGGCUUGAUCAUCGGGGAAGGGUCACAUCUUCUAUUCAAACCAUUGUUACUUUAAGUAAGAUUAUAACUCCAGGAGCCAUGCAGAGUUGUCUUAGAUUUCUUUACACUGGAGGCUUAGAUCAUAAGAUGUGUAUAAAUAUGACUGAGCUGUUAGAUGCAGCCGAACUUAUGGACAUACCAGAACUUCAGACUUUUGACCGGGAGUUGUGCUCUCCUGUGCAGCUACUUAUCGGCAGUGGGCAACACUUGCAGAAGGAGCUAAGUUCUGAGCUGCAUCAGAAGUUUGCGCAGAAAGUUAGAAAUAGAAUGCGAGAGGUCUGUUUGCACCAGGGGCUAUUUUCAGAUGUCUAUUUUCAACUUGAAGAUGGCCUUUGUUGUGCACACAAGCCUAUAUUAAUGGCUCGUUGUGAUGUGAUGGCUGCCAUGUUUCGUGGAGAUUUUCGAGAAAGUUCGGCAAAAGUUGUGCAUUUUCCUGGUGUGACAAAGUGCUGCUUCCAGCAACUCUUAGUGUACCUGUAUACUGAUGAAAUUGAUGAUUCUGUGAAUCCCUCCAAUUGUCUAGAACUUUUGGAACUUGCCAAUCGACUGUGUCUACCCAGAUUGGUUGGUCUUGUAGAAGCGCAAGUUAUUCGUGAACUUGUGAAACUUUCCAAUGCUGGCGUUGAUGCUACAGAACAUGCUUUACGCUUGUUGGAACCUUGUCAAAUGCAUAAUGCAGAUCAGUUAGCUGACUGGUGCUUGUAUUACAUUGCAGUAAAUUAUAAUGACAUUUGUCGUAAGACACCGAAACUGCUUCGUAAUCUUCAUCCAGAAAAUCAAGCUUAUUUAAAUAGAAAUAGAUGGCCUCCAGUAUGGUAUCUGAAGGAAUAUGAUUACUAUGAACGGUGUGUUAGAGAGCGACAGUGGCAAGAAAAGCCGCCCAAAGUGUUCAAGCGUCAUAGAAAUAAUAGCACAAGUGGUUGCCUUUGUUUUACUGGACGAAAUAGGAACAAUGACUCCAAACGUGCCUAUCGCACCGUCUGAGGGGCGUUAUGAAGGAAUAUGCAUUCCUUAUUGCAUGUUCAUUAUUGACUUUGAGAAAUGAACAUUUUAUCUCAACUGGUUGGGAUGAUGCAUUUUUUUCUUGUCAUUUGUCCGUUGUAUAUUUUACAUGGACUCAAAUGUUUUUCUUUUUUGUAAUAUUGUGCUUUUAAAUGGUCCGGCACCAUCUCACUGUGUCAUUAAUCCAUUUCAUCCUGCUUUUUGGAAACUUCUGCUUAAGUUUGAACUGUUCACGAGCUUUAGGAUGUCAAAAUUCUCAUCUGCUUCAUAUUUUUGCCAGAAAUGAGGAACCUAAUUCUGUAAUGUUAUUAUUUUGAGAUAGGAAAUAUGAAAAAUUUGCUUUCAUUAUGCAAAAUGUAUUUUUUAACUAUUGUACUGGUUUAAUUACUUUAGAACCCACAUUUCUGGGAGAGGGAUUUUCAUGUUAAAUUAUGGUUUCUGAAAGAAUACCUAAUAUGUUCAGAGAGAUUAUGUAAACUGUUGGUAGAUUUUUAUUAUUAUUGUAUGAAUUUAGUUAUAAAAUGUGAACUAUAUAGAAAUGUUCUGAACGCUUGGUAUGUUAAAUAUUUGACUGUUGUUGUUGUAAUAUUUGUUAACUAAUCUGUGGCUUUAUAAAGUUGGAUAAAAAUUUUAAUGUGAUAGAUAUGGUAAUGUAUAUUAUGGAUGACACUCACCUGAAGUAAUGCAGUGCUUAGCAAUUAGUGUUGAAUAAAUAUUUAUAUUAUUCCUUGCACAUGCUUGUAAUUUAUUGUGUAGCAUAUUUUAACAACAAGCAAAUGUACUAUGUAAUACUGCUGGUCAGUAUAUCCAUUAGCUUAUAGGAGAAUCUUCAGAAAUGGGUUUUUUUAAUUUUGUGUAUUGACUUAAGUUUCGUACUUCAUACAGCUUUUUCAUUUGAGUUUAUAAUGUGUUCAAAUAAUGACUGUGAUCUUUUCACAUUUUAAUUUUGUUCUCUGUUUCUUUUUGUUCUUAUAUGUACAGCAAUGUUUACUCAAUAUUUGAACUUCUGUGUUGUUUAUCUCAGAAGUUAAAAAGCCCUGUUUUAAUAUCUAAGUAGUCAUUUUGCUGCAUUUUCAAUAUUAUAUGUCACAAUUUGGCUUGUUAAAAUAUAAGUUGGUAAUGUAAGGUGAAUGGAAUGAACUUCUAUUGUGAUUCUGAUAACUGUCAGAAAAUUGUAAGCUAAUGUGUUAUUGAAAAGUGCCCUGAAAUUUGUAUUUAAAAAAAAUGAAAGUUUUUUGUAGCAAACAGUAGAGCCUCUGUUACUCGGUCUCAAAACAUAAUUAAUAAUUUUAAAUAAAAUUUAAUAAAAAAUAUUUAAAUAUUUAUAAGAGCCUUAUUUGCUGUAUUUUAUUAAUGCUUUCAUUAAUUUUUAGUAAAGGCAGAACAAUCAGAUACUAUGAAAAAAAUCUGAAAGCUCCAAUUGUUUUUGUGGUGGGAGGGGUUUGUUAUUUGAAUCUCAAAUCCUAACAUUUAAAGAAACUACUAAAAACUAUUUUUAAAGAUUAGCUUUAUUUAGGCCCAGUGGAUGCACUGAUUAAAAGAAUAUGGAUUUUGCAAUUUCACCUGUACUUUUAUCAUCAUCAUUUAUUUGCAUGCUAAAAGUGUUUUAGUGCUUUGAUGAAUCCUUCAAAUAAACAACACUUCUGAUAUAUA
Molecule: messenger RNA, 4370 nt
Organism: Stegodyphus dumicola
Lineage: Eukaryota; Metazoa; Arthropoda; Arachnida; Araneae; Eresidae
Product: rho-related BTB domain-containing protein 1-like
Biological process (GO): small GTPase-mediated signal transduction
Molecular function (GO): GTPase activity; GTP binding; protein binding
Source: RefSeq, a predicted model, not a curated record